AUGACGAAUAUUCACAGUGUGUGUACUGUUAGCUGGGGAAACCGCGUACACCCGCACAUACGCACUAUGUAUUCUAGUGACUGCUUUAUCGUGCUUUUGGGAUCAGGAAGAUGUGAAGAAUAUAAGCAUGGCACAAGAAGAAUAACCUUUUGCCCAUCAUGUAACAAGAGAGUGGCAAUUGCACGGAGAAAGAGGUUUCCAACAGGAAAGGAUUUUUUCCGCCUAGCCCCGUUUCAAUCGUGAAGAGUCAACAGGUUGUCAAUCAUCGUGUCUUAAGGGCAUGAUUUUCAAUAUCCCAUGAUUAUAAAUCCAUGUAAAUUCCAGGGUGGUGAAGCAAGGGCGGAAGAAUGUACGACCAAGACUAAACCGAAAUGACAAUGACCUAGAAAGAAGGCGAGAACAUGAAGAAGAAUAUAUCAACCAAAAUAGCAUUUUCCUUCUUUUUCCAAUCACUCUCCACUUCUCCAUUUCCAUUUUCCUCAAAACCAAUCAAUUUCCCUUCAAACUGUACCUGAUCAAAGCACCACACAAGUAUCCCUCGUAUCCAAGUCUUCAAACUCUCUCAUUCUCUGCUCCUCUUCGUUUCUCUUCCCUGUAUCAUCGCUCUCCCCAAUCGUCUCCCUCUCCGGUUUCAAAACCACAAUGGCAAACGACACAAUCGCCACUACCACAACCCACACCGUGAUCCUGACACCGUGCUCUGCAAUUGAUCUAAAGUACUUGCCGACUCGAUCCAGCGCCGCAUCCCCCCUGUAAUCCACUGGUACAGCCAUAUC
Periconia digitata is the source of this 776-nucleotide messenger RNA. The record is from the annotation of a GenBank genome assembly. NCBI's taxonomy places the organism in Eukaryota, Fungi, Ascomycota, Dothideomycetes, Pleosporales, Periconiaceae.